This is a messenger RNA of Adelges cooleyi (spruce gall adelgid), 653 nucleotides long. RefSeq lists its product as uncharacterized. The record is from RefSeq and is a predicted model, not a curated record. The transcript is spliced from 5 exons. Lineage: Eukaryota; Metazoa; Arthropoda; Insecta; Hemiptera; Adelgidae. Bases 19 to 552 code for a protein of 177 amino acids.
ACCGCUGACAAUCCCGAAAUGAAGGAAAUACAGGCAGUUGAAAUAACCAACUUAUAUCAAAAGCUUGUGAAUCUAAAUCCAGGGAUAUCUAAAUAUAACAUCAUUAAAUGGUUAGAGGCAAAAAUAGGGGAAGGCGAAGGUGAACCAGUCGAAUUAACACAACUCAGUUUUAUAGGUUUUAUGGAAAGACUAGACAUUAAUAUUGAAGUGCUACGGAAGCUAAAUAAUCAGACUUCAAGUUCUACUAGAGCACCAGACUGGUCUAAUGUUCAAAAGGCAAUUGAAAUAAAAGAAACACAGGAUAUGCUUCGAAAUCUACACAUAGUGAAUCUAACACAACAGUUACUUAAUCGUAAAGAUGAGAUCCAACAAUGGAUAGAGACAGCGAUCGACAAAGGAUUAGUAACACGUGUAUAUGAUGAGUUUGGUGCAAAAGUCGAUUUAUCAGAUUCCAACUUUCAUGAUUUAAUGGAAAGCCUAAAUUUAAGUCUUGAAGAGCUACGGGACCUAAAUAUACGUUUAGCGAACGAAACAUCACCAAUUAAUAUUUAAUUUUAAUUCACCUUCUAAAAGUAAACCUACAUUUAUUUUUUGUUGUCAAUCAUAAUAGUAUUUUACAAAUUUUAAUAAUAAUUACUCGAAAUUUGUUUGAA